AAGGCACAUCCAUUUCAUUGUCUCACCAAAUGGACAAUAAGCAAUCCUUCAACGGUUACGGCAAGGUCAAUCAUGGUGAAGAACAAGCUUUCCAUCGCAAGAGUCGUAAGCGCAUCGUCAUCAUUAUCAUCUCCACCGUCAUCCUCGUUGCAGUUAUCAUCGGAGCCGUUGCCGGAACUGUCAUCCACAAACGUAACAAUAAAGACUCCGAUGAGCAAGAACAACUUUCCUCCGCCCAAUCCAUCAAGGCUGUUUGUACUCAAACUCAGUAUCCAGAAUCUUGUUACUCCAGCCUUUCCGCCAUGGAUGAAUCCAACACCACUGAUCCAGAAGAGUUGUUUAAGCUUUCCUUACAGGUCGCUUUGUCUUCUCUCUCAGACUUAUCUUCCUUGCCGGAGACUUUGAUGAAGACAACAGACAAUCCGAAUGACAAGGAAGCGUUGAAAUUAUGUGGAACAGUAUUGAACGACGCCAUUGAUAAUCUCCAUGAUUCCAUUUCUUCCAUGGACGUGAAAUCCGGUGAGAAGGUGUUAUCAUUGAAGAAAAUCGACGACCUGAGAACAUGGCUGAGCGCCUCCUUGACUAACCAACAAACUUGUUUGGAUUCCCUCGAAGAAAUGGAUUCAACAUUUCUCGUACAAGUGAAAUCUCAAAUGCAGAAUUCAACGGAAUACACAAGCAACAGUUUGGCAAUUGUUACUAAAAUUAUAAGGAUUCUGGCGAAUCUAGAUAUCCCAAUUCAUAGAAAGUUGUUAGGGGAAAUGAAAUCUGGGUUUCCGAGAUGGGUCGUAGCCGGUGACCGGAGGUUGCUUCAGGAGGGAAGGCCGACACCCGAUGUGACGGUGGCGAAAGACGGAAGUGGCGACGUAACCACCAUUAACGAUGCAAUGGCAAAGGUACCCAUGAAGAACAAGAAUCGGUUUGUAAUUUACAUCAAGGAAGGAGAGUAUUUAGAAAAUGUUGUUUUGAACAAGUCUUUCUGGAACGUCAUGAUUUACGGCGACGGCAUGGAUAAAUCCAUAGUUUCCGGCAGCUUAAACAAAGUCGACGGCGUCGGAACUUUCAACACUGCCACCUUAGGUGUAUCUGGAAAAGGAUUCAUAGCAAUGGACAUGGGAUUCAAGAACACCGCCGGUGGAAUCAAAGAACAGGCAGUAGCGAUGAGGUCGAGUUCAGAUUUGUCAGUUUUUUACCGAUGUUCAUUUGACGCUUUCCAAGACACUCUUUACCCUCAUAGCAACCGUCAGUUUUACCGGGAAUGUAACGUCACCGGCACAGUUGACUUCAUCUUUGGCAACUCCGCCGUGGUUUUACAGAACUGCAGGAUUAUGCCACGGCAACCAUUGCCCAAUCAAUUCGUAACCAUCACCGCUCAAGGAAAAACAGACCCAAAUCAAAACUCCGGUAUCUCGAUCCAGAAAUGCGAGAUAACCCCUCUGAAUAAUCUCACAGCUCCGACUUACCUAGGCCGGCCAUGGAAGGAUUACUCGACCACCGUGAUCAUGCAGUCGAGUAUCGGAGGGUUUUUGAAUCCGCUGGGGUGGGCAGAGUGGGAUCGGGGUGUGGAACCACCGUCGUCUAUAUUCUACGCCGAGUACCAGAACUCCGGCGAAGGAUCGGCGGUUGAUAAACGGGUGAGUUGGUCUGGAUAUAAACCGAGUUUAACGAGUUCCGAAGCGGCUAAAUUUAACGUCAGGUCUUUCAUUGACGGAGCUAUGUGGUUACCUCAAACAAAUGUUGACUUUGACUCCACUUAAUUCAUGCUCAUUUAAACGAUGUUAAUUAAUUGUGUAUGUGAUAAUCCCUCUGAAU
Lactuca virosa is the source of this 1812-nucleotide messenger RNA. Lineage: Eukaryota; Viridiplantae; Streptophyta; Magnoliopsida; Asterales; Asteraceae. The record is from the annotation of a GenBank genome assembly.